Molecule: messenger RNA, 2262 nt
Organism: Balaenoptera ricei (Rice's whale)
Lineage: Eukaryota; Metazoa; Chordata; Mammalia; Artiodactyla; Balaenopteridae
Gene: CEP44
Product: centrosomal protein 44
Exons: 11
Coding region: 463-1554 (363 amino acids)
Cellular component (GO): spindle pole; centrosome
Source: RefSeq, a predicted model, not a curated record
GAACCGGGCAGACUUCGAAUCUGCACCUUGGAAUCGGACUGGACGUAGAAAAGACUCUCGGCAGGGUCAGUCUUCCUAGGGCUCUGUACGAACGUGCUGUGGAAUCUGCAGCGGGGAAUCCAGGAGCGCAGGGGAGCCGGCAGCUUGGAAGGUCCUGCCGCGGUGCGUGGCGGGCUUCCACCCGCUGCUCCGAAUACAAACGGUCGGCGGGAGAAGCGCGCCCCGGCAUCGGCGUCGGGCCGCAGGGAGUCGUUGCUGGAGGCUGGGCUCUCGGGGCUCUCGGAUUGCACAUGCUACCACCUCCUCUGCCCGUUGUGCGGGGCCGGAGGCCUUUGGAGCCCGUUCUUUGCUCGGCCGCUGCUAGUGACUUCAUUUUAGAGGAGCUUCAUUCCCAGAGGAUUCAGUACUCAAGGUGAAAAAUUAGAUAAUUUCCAAAGCUGGAGCUGAAUCGAAUGUUAAAUAAUGGCAACAGGUGACUUAAAAAGAAGCUUACGGAACCUAGAACAAGUGCUUCGCUCGCUAAAUUAUCCUAGAGAGGUGGAUUGUAUAGGUUUGGUAAAGGGAGACACAGCAGCCUCUCUGCCCAUCAUCAGCUAUUCCCUUACCUCAUAUUCACCUUAUGUAGCAGAACUUCUGGUGGACUCCAAUGUAGAGCUCAUAGCAAAGAAUGACUUACGCUUCAUAGAUACCGUCUACAAGCUUCUUCGUAAUCAAUUUAAUUAUAAACCAAUCUUGACGAAAAAGCAGUUUCUCCAGUGUGGAUUUGCAGAAUGGAAAAUCCAAAUUAUAUGUGAUAUUUUGAAUUGUGUGAUGAAAAAGCACAAGGAGUUGAGUGGUCUUGAGAAGACUCCAUCACAACAAAGGAAAAAAAUCAGUUCUGCUAAGUCAGAACCUUGUUCAAGCGCUGAGAAGACAUCAACUGAACCUGUGGGCAUUGACGUCACUGGCAGGUUUAUGACUUCAGGAAAGAAGAAAGCUGUGGUGAUCCGGCAUCUGUACAAUGAAGAUGGUGCUAACAUUCCUGAAGAUACAGUAACAGAUGUUAAUGAAGCAUUUGAUAUUUGUGACUUAAAGGCUGCUGAAAUAAAGAUUCCUGAAUUACAGGUUCCUGAAAUUAAGUGUGAGCAGCAAGAUACAGAAGUCAAUCCUGAGAUUAUUGCACUACAGACUAUGCUUGCUGAAUGCCAAGAAAAGCUGAAGAAACUGACUUGCAUAGAAAGUAGAUUAGAAUCUUUGGAAGAAAAAAUGAAAGGGAAAGUGAUGGUGAAUGAAAAAACCUGGGCUGAUCUUCUAAGUCGUGUCACUCUUCUUGAAACAGAAAUGCUUUUAUCUAAAAAGAAUGAUGAAUAUAUAGAGUUUAAUGAGAUGAGUGAAGACUGUGCUUCUAGUAGCGACAUGGAUAGUCUCAGUCCGGAUAGAAAAAGCAAAGAGGAAAGGCAAGCAAAUAUUCCUUUGUCCUCUGGUUAUAGUAUGGUAUCAUCCGAUUCAACUCCCAGAGCCUCAACUGUUAAUUACUGUGGUUUGAGAGAGAUUUCGGAGUGGGCUGUUCCCUAACCAGAGAUUGAACCCACGCCCCCUGCGUUGGAAGCAUGGAGUCCUAAUCACUGGACCAUCAGGGAAGUCCCCAGGUUCACAAUUUUUAAGUUGGUCUUUCUCUUCGUUCCUUUUUUGAUGUUCCAGUCUUAGGGAAAUCACUCGCUUGGUGGUUAGUGGCAUUUAGCAUGCCAGGGAGACUACUAGGACUAUUAUAGGUAGGACAAUUCCCAAUGUCUGGAGUGCAUGUCGGAGGCAUAGGCUCCAAGACCCAAACUAAUCUAAAUCAAGUAAGUCCAAGAAGGACUCCACUGAAGGAGUCACCUUUUUAAGCCCAGUGGCUUGCUCAGUGAUCUUAUGUAACUGAGUUUCAACUUCCCCAGAAAUGUUAAUCCAGGAGCAGCAGGUGGUGUUGGUCAGGGAAGUAGGGCCCAGCCAGAGGAAGAGAGUCCUGAAUCACAAAUGCCUCCUGGUAAUUCCUGUUUGAAUCAGGACAGAAAAAGUGACAGCCAUGGAUGCCAGUCAAAAUUUUAGGGUCUGGAGACCACACAGGCAGUUUUGUUCUAGUUACCCUUGUCUUUUGGUCCUUUUAUUUUUAUAGAGCCUAGAGGCAAUGUUCACCAAGUUUGGGGUGUUAGCCAGAGACAGGAAAACAGACCAAAGAAGAAAUGGGGGACAAGGAAAGGAUUUGUGUCUGGGAGGGACCCACGGGGUCUUAUCUAGUUUCAA